AUGCAAAGGCUCAACUCUGCCAAAACCAUUGAUCAUCUAAAACAAACCCAUGCUCUUUUUCUCAAACUCCUCCCUCAACAACCACCCCAUCAUUUUUAUCAAUACAUUGGUCGUUUGUUAUAUCGAGUUCUCCAAUUACAUGACGAAGACGCCAAUCUUUGCUAUGCCCACCAACUGCUUGACACAAUGCCAAACUGUUCCAAUGGCUUCCUUUGGACCUCCCUCAUUCGUGCAUUCCUAUCCCGUCGUGCCCAUCUUCACCAUUGCAUUUCUACCUAUACUAGAAUGCAUCAAAAUAGGAUUUUGCCUUCCGUGCUCACCUUCUCUUCAGUACUUAGCGUGUGUGGACGAGUUUUGGCUUUGUUUGAAGGAACACAAGUGCAUGCCAAAGUGGUGCAGUCCGGGUUUCUCGGAAACAAGAUUGUGCAAACUGCACUCCUUGACAUGUAUGGAAAAUCUGGCUGUAUAAGUGAUACACGCAACGUGUUUGAUAGGAUGGAUGACAUAGAUGUUGUUGCUUGGACGACGAUGAUUUGUGGGUAUGCUAAAGUAGAAAUGGUGGUUGAUGCAUGGUGGCUCUUUGAUAACAUGGGAGAACGCAAUUGUUUUACUUGGACUACCAUGGUUGCUGGAUAUGCAAAUUGUGAAGACAUGAAAACUGCUAAGGAAUUGCAUGAUUUAAUGAGUGACAAGAAUGAGAUCACUUGGUUUUCAAUGAUAGCAGGUUAUGGUAAGUUAGGUAACGUGGAGGAAGUAAGAAGAGUAUUUGAUGGAAUACCUAUGCUGCAGUCUGCAUCUGCUUGUGUAGCGAUGCUUGCUUGUUAUGCACAGAAUGGAUACACAAAGGAAGCCAUUUACAUGUACGAGAAAAUGAGGGAAGAAGGGAUCAAAAUCACUGAGGUAGCAAUGGUGGGGGCUAUGUCAGCUUGUGCACAACUGAGGGACAUUAGAAUGUCAAACACU
Messenger RNA from Vigna radiata var. radiata (mung bean), 963 nucleotides. RefSeq names its product pentatricopeptide repeat-containing protein At4g22760-like. The transcript has a single exon. The annotation marks the transcript as partial. Gene Ontology annotation, molecular function: protein binding; RNA binding. Lineage: Eukaryota; Viridiplantae; Streptophyta; Magnoliopsida; Fabales; Fabaceae. Gene Ontology annotation, biological process: RNA modification. The record is from RefSeq and is a predicted model, not a curated record.